AUGACUCGUUUGUGGAUAGUCCUGGUCGGACUCGUCUUGUGGAGCUGCAGCACGGCGCUGUCAGCGAGAACGGGCAAGAACAGACAGCGGCCCAAGGUGAGGGAUGAACCUGCGGGCCAAACAGAGCAUGUCAGGGCACACGGGGGUGGCGAGAGGGAAGCUGGAAGGGGCUCAGAGACAGAUUUUUUGGCUGAUUUUGCCGGGAAAAAGAGACUAUGGGUGAUCGCCGCACCAUCGCACGCCGACGACUACCUGCGAAUGAUGGAGAAACAGAUCGAGGAGUCGGAAGGGCUGAACUGUCGACUUGCAGACAGGGACACGUUAAUCGUGACUAUCAUUCAAAACGCCAUGAUGGAGGGCAAAAUUAAAUACACCACCAGGCAGGGACAGGCCACCGAGCAAUCUCUGGACUCGGACAUGGUCACCAAACUUCUUCAUUAUCUGGAGCUGGAACACCAGAUGUUCUCCAUGCUGAUUCUGAAGAAGAACCUGAAGGUCGGCGAACGAUUUCCGUACCCGGUGAGAGUCGAGGCUGUUCUAGAGGUUAUCGAUCAGCUCCCAGUGCGAAAGCUGGAAAAAGUCGCGAGAAAAGGCUCGAUCCAGAAAUGCAAAAUCACCAAGAAGAGGUUGAUCGCCAAGCCGAAUCUUAACGGCGCUAAGAUGAAACGCGUGUUCAGCCCACAGAGCCGAGGGAAUCUGACGUCCGUCUUCAAAACGCAGCGAGAACCUCUGGAUAAAAAAGCAGCCAUCAGGAAUAAAGUCCAGGACAUCCUUAACGGGCGUUCCAGAUUCGUCAUACGUAAAAACCCAUCGAGUUCCAGUACGAGCGGGGAAACGACUGCGAUAAAAAACGCCGCCGGGACCGAAAACGUGAAAAUCAAAUCUGAAAGCCCAGGGAGCAAACACGUCGAGAAGAAAACACACGAAGCAACAGACACCAAACCGGAGCAAACGGUCGAUCAGUCGAAAUCCAAAAAGAAAGGAAAAGGAAAAAAGAACAGAGACAAGAAGAAGAAAGGGAAACGAGAAGGAAAGUCGCACAGAGACGCCGACGCCAGCGAAAAAUCCGCUCUCAAAGAGUUCAUGGAGAAGCUCAGAGGCAAAAGAAGACUUCUUGUCAUUUCCUCCUCCAGUGACAUGUCGGGUCAGUACAUCCAGCAGAGAGACGAGAACGAGCUACACAGUUGUGAUCUGGCUUUACGAAAAGUGACCGUUCUGUCCAUUUUGGGUUUGGAACGGAACCCCACGCUGCGCCUGCAACACUAUCAGCAAGAUGGAGAUCCGAGACUCGCCUCACUACCGGACAGCGUGAAAAAUCCCGACCUGAUCGCUCAGAUCCGUACAGAAUACGGCCUCGCGAAUAAAGAGUUCUCCAUGAUGGUGACGGACUACGACCUGAUCCCUGACGUCAGGAAGGUGUUCCAGUCACCGACGGAUCCACAAACGAUCGUGAAAUACAUCGACAGCUUCGAGUCACGGCAGGCGGAGAAGGAACGGGAAAAGGAAACGUCCGUGAACUGCGGUCCAUCUGAGAUGGAUAGCGAGUCGGAGAACUCACUGCUCAGGUUUAUGUCCAAAAGGAGACUUUUGAUCGUGUCUGCGCCCGCUGAGGACGAUUAUUCCCUCCAUCAGCAACUCCAGGCUCUGAAUGGACAGGAGUGUCACAUGGGAAUUCGUCAUUUUGCGUCUCUGAAACUGGUGGGCAGAGGAGCCGAGGCAUCAGGAACUGUGGAGUUGUUUCCAUUAAAUGGUAGAAGUCAAAGCGAGAAGGAGACGCUGUCCCAUGACGUGGUGAGGAACCUGAGAGAUCAGCUCAAGAUCAACACCGACUACUUCAGCAUGUUGGUGGUCGGCAAGGACGGCGACGUCAAAGCCUGGUUCCCCUCGCCCGUCUGGUCUUUGGCGAACAUCUACGACCUGGUGGAUUCCAUGGAGCUGCGCCAACAGGAAGAGAGACUGCAGCGGACCCUGGGCAUUUACUGCCCCGAAGAUGGAGCUGGCGCUGGAGGGGGCACCUACCAUGGUGGUGGCGGUUACCACGGAUACGGAGACGAGACCGAGGACGGUUAUCUGUACCGUCGACCAGAGGAAUGAGCCUACAAAUCAGAGACGCCGCUGACUCCAUGAGGAACUGCGCCACCGAGCUUCAUUAUUUUUUUUGUUUUUGUAAUGUCCUUCCCCAAACUGCUUUUAAUUAGACAAUGCUACCACACUAUGGUAAAAACAUGAGCUAUAGGAAUUGUACUAGCUCAGAAUUUAAGUUUUAAUCCAGUAACGAUGUUCCUUAGCAUGCGCAGUUGAUGCUAACUAUAACUGAGGUAAAUCCUCAUCAUCUGGAGUAUUUUUUUAUGAAUUAUCAGUAGAUCUGAGGUAAAUGUUGAGG
Messenger RNA from Trichomycterus rosablanca, 2383 nucleotides. It is a transcript of the gene ccdc80l2, whose product is annotated as coiled-coil domain containing 80 like 2. NCBI's taxonomy places the organism in Eukaryota, Metazoa, Chordata, Actinopteri, Siluriformes, Trichomycteridae. The record is from RefSeq and is a predicted model, not a curated record. The coding region runs from base 1 to 2094 and encodes 697 amino acids. The transcript is spliced from 7 exons. Gene Ontology annotation, biological process: extracellular matrix organization; positive regulation of cell-substrate adhesion. Gene Ontology annotation, cellular component: basement membrane.